AUCGAAUCAACCUUCAUACCCCCCCACAUCAUCAUUCUUAAUCUCACACUCACACUCUCACUCUCACUCUCACUCUCAUUAUCAUCAUCAUCCACUUUUAACACCAUACCAUGGCAUCAGCCCUCCCGCGCUUCACCCUAAUCUUCUACGCACCCACCUCCGCCCUCGCGGCCUGCAAAUCCGCCAUCUUCGCCGCGGGCGCAGGCCGAUACCCCGGCCCGGGGAACUACACCGAGUGCUGCUGGACGACCCUAGGCACCGGCCAAUUCCGGCCCGGCGACGCCGCGAACCCGCAUAUCGGCGCCGUCGGCGCCCUGGAGCAAGUCCCCGAGGUCCGCGUCGAGACCCUGUGCGUCGGCGAGGACGUCGUUAAGGGCGCUGUCAAGGCGCUUAAGGGUGCUCAUCCCUACGAGGAGCCUGCCUACCACGUCAUCAAGCUGGAGAAUUAUUGAACACGGAUAGCGAACCCGCGAUUAGAUGCAAAAUUGUGACAUGGGCAGUCGUGCUGGGGACACCUGAUUCCACCUUUACCUUAUGGAUAAGGACUG
This is a messenger RNA of Daldinia vernicosa, 548 nucleotides long. Its product is annotated as GTP cyclohydrolase 1 type 2/Nif3. Lineage: Eukaryota; Fungi; Ascomycota; Sordariomycetes; Xylariales; Hypoxylaceae. The transcript is spliced from 2 exons. The coding region runs from base 111 to 452 and encodes 113 amino acids. The record is from RefSeq and is a predicted model, not a curated record.